Molecule: messenger RNA, 1728 nt
Organism: Medioppia subpectinata
Lineage: Eukaryota; Metazoa; Arthropoda; Arachnida; Sarcoptiformes; Oppiidae
Source: the annotation of a GenBank genome assembly
AUGCAUAUUGAGUCCAAAGACAAUAAUAACCACUCCCAUGAGUGUCCAGUUCUGGCCGUUCGGCCACUUUUGGCAAUUACUAGACUUAUCGCCCGAGUUAUCAAACAACUUGAUAAUAACGGGGUUAACAAUAAUAGCGAAGUGAUUGGCAAUCAUACCCGAGACUGGGAUUGUUUGAUGGAUCACUACGAGAAUAUUACAAAGGAUUUCGGAGUUAUGCGUGAAUUUGAGUUAAUAUACAAUGAAUUGGCACUUAUUUUUGGGGAUUCAUUGCCUGAAAUUGAGUUAAUAUUGAGAAUAUAUGGGAAACUAUUGAUUAACACGUUUGCAAUUCAAGACCCACUCAUGAGACAAAUUGGGAGAGCUAUAUAUCUCGGGCCGUCAAUUUUUGACCACUCGUGCAAACCGUCGGCGAGUUUCCUAUUUAUAGGCACAACACUGUAUAUUAAGGCCACAAAAUCGAUGACAAUCGCAGACAUCACAGACUUUCGUAUCUCAUAUAUCGAUGAGUUUGAGACAACUGUUGAACGCCAGCGACAGCUCAGAAGUGCCUAUUAUUUUGACUGCGAUUGCGAGCGAUGUACUUUUAAUGAAAGCGUUGUUUCUAUGGCUGAAGACAAGAGUUUGCGUCACAUUUGCGAGAAGAUUGAAAAGUUAUCGAUUGAUAGCAAUUAUAUCAUUGACAGCACCAGUAGUUUAACAACAAAACGAUUGCAUACAAGUAAUGUCCAAAACGAUGAUAAUAUGAUUUAUGAAUUGGUGGCAGACUUACGGCGAGAUGUAAUGCCAUUGAAUUCUGUACUCGAAGUAAAAAUUGCAGAGUUUGUAGCCAUUAAUGAUAAAGAUAUGGAUCUAUGGCUUAAAGUGAUGGCUAUAUUUAGAUCUUAUUACGGCGAUUGUCACCAAAGACUUGCACUAAAGCUGUUUCUAAUGGCAAAGAGUGCCAACAAAUACCCGGCACUCAAACGGCAACUGUUGACUGAAGCGAAAGUCAUCGCCAAUCAGAUAACGCCAGACAUGGGCUCACAAAUGAUGACAGAGUCGACCAGAAGUCGAGCUAUUAAUCGGUAUUCACGACACAAAACAAUCUCCGAUUCGUUAAUCAAUUCAACGCUUUUAUAUCUCAUUGAAUCGGAACUCAUUGAUUACAAGCCCUACAGAAUCGCACAGAAUUUGCCCAAUAGUUCCGAUAUUGGGAAACAAUCACCAAAGGAUGUGGACAUUGCCUAUAGAUUCAAACGAUUUAUAGACACAUCUGUUUGCGAUAUCAAUGAAUUGAUUGAUAUGAAAGCCAUGAAACUGUUGAAUGACACGGAAUGGGCGCAAGAAUUGGCACAAAAGUCGGCAAAAUUCUGUGAAAUGAAACAAGAAUUGGAUAGACUUCGCAAACAAAGGGAUACUUCAGCUCAAGAAUGUACAGAAUUGAGAGAUCGUUACCAACAAUUACACAAUCAAUGCAAUCGAGUCUUGUAUUAUAAUCCCUAUGAAUAUGGCUAUAAUAGUGUGGGCACCGGUAGUACCGGCCCUAAGAUUAACACUCACUCCGGCGACAGACCGGUUGUUCCCAUCAAUGUUUUUAGGCCUAUCAAUAAUGGCGAGAAUUAUGAGCGUCGCAUAAAUGUGAAUCCUUAUAAAUCGCGAUCUCUGUGUAUAACCGGAACUAUUGGGCAAAUUCUGUGCGAUUCUGUAGGGCUUGUAAUCAAUGAGUUCCGAUUCAAUGAGAUAUAA